AUGAGUUUACCUGAAAGUUCAAAUGUUUCUCUACAAAGUGAAAAUAAACCCACUGUUCAUGAAUCUAACGAUAAGCAAGGUGAAUUAAAAAAUUCUGACACGCACUCUAAAGAACAACCUGAACCUAACGAUAUGCAAGCUGUAUUAAAACUUUCCUACAUGAACUUUCAAGAACUUAACGAAAAUAUUAAGAACGCAGCAAGUCACCUUAGAAAUUCUUGUACCUGCCUUCGCAAAUGCUAUGUUGACAGCGCCUCUUCUGUUAAAGAAUUUGUUGAUCUUCGUGGUAAAAUUACAAAUAACGCCAAGGUUUAUACCGAAAAGAUCUUGCCGUUUGCAGUUUUAGUUGUCAGAGGAGUCAAAGAUUGGAUUGAAACUUACGAAGGACUACCUUUUGAAAUAUUUAAAGAAGAUGUCAAUGAUUUUUCCACGUGGGUUUCCGAACAACAUAAGCUCUCACAUUUUACUGCAAGAAUUCACGAAGAAAUUCUUAAGAGCUUCAAAAUUGAACAGAGAAAUGCAAUCAACACUUUAAAAGCACUUGAAGAAAAUACAAUCUUGAAUCGCGAACAGGCUACGCCAUCACGAUAUUCUGCAAAUUUUAAUUAUUUCUUAGCAAACAGUCCAUUCUCGUGUAUCAAUAAAGAUUUCAUGAUUAAGGCCUUAAAAGAGCUAUGCAACAAAAUUGCAAAAAAUGAAGAAGCAAAGUUGGCAGAAGCAGCAGCACGUAGCAUCGAUGAACUUGAUCAAUCAAUAGAAAAGUUUAUUCGCUCUGUGAUAGGCAUUAAAGAUUUUUUUAACAUUCUUAAAAACGAUCUAUCUACCCUCGUGAGUAACCCUGAUGAUGAACAAAUAAAAAUGCAUUACGACAAAUGUAAAAAUCAUGCAAACGUCAUCAUCAAUAACUGUAUAUCUUAUAUUAGCAUUAUUCCCUAUUGUGAAACCGAUCUUCAAGCUAUCCCCGACGAAUUUGAUAAAAAUUAUGUCGAGAAAUGGUUCGAGGAGAAAAAUAUAGAAAUUAAUGGACAACAAAUACCUUUAUCAGAAUGGGGAAAGGAGUUAUUCGUUGCAAAUAAUUCUGCUUCACGAAUGUUAUCUUAA
Molecule: messenger RNA, 1101 nt
Organism: Acaulospora morrowiae
Lineage: Eukaryota; Fungi; Glomeromycota; Glomeromycetes; Diversisporales; Acaulosporaceae
Source: the annotation of a GenBank genome assembly